This is a messenger RNA of Capsella rubella, 736 nucleotides long. Its product is annotated as protein BIC1. Gene Ontology annotation, biological process: blue light signaling pathway. The record is from RefSeq and is a predicted model, not a curated record. Lineage: Eukaryota; Viridiplantae; Streptophyta; Magnoliopsida; Brassicales; Brassicaceae. Bases 153 to 608 code for a protein of 151 amino acids. The transcript has a single exon.
UAACCCCCCAACAAAAAACAAAUACAUAUUAUCAACACCGAAUCUCUCAACACCAAAACAAAAAAAAAUAAACUCACAUCUCUCUUCAUCUUUUUAUUUCUUGUUUCCUCCAAGAAUCUGAAUCUGUGCUUUACUAUAUUGUGUAUAAAACCAUGACGAACAUCGAUGAUACGACGUCUCCUCCAAUGGUCCACCCGAUCGGUCCAUCUUCUCAGCCUGAUCUUCCCGACCAAACCAAACAAGAUCCGCCAAGAUUGCCCGAGGAAGCAGCAGCGUCUUCAUCUGUUUCCGACAAGAAAGAUCCAGCUCUGCCUCAAGAAGAGAAACCGAAACCGAGACAGAAUCAAGAAGAGGAGAGAGUAGUGGACAGUGGGAGAGAGAGGUUAAAGAAGCACCGGAGAGAGAUCGCCGGUAGGGUUUGGAUACCUGAGAUAUGGGGACAAGAAGAGCUUCUUAAGGAUUGGAUCGAUUGUUCAACGUUCGACACGUGUCUAGUCCCUGCUGGGAUCUCGUCUGCACGUGCUGCUCUUGUUGAGGAAGCUAGGCGAGCUGCCUCAGCUUCUCGUGGGUUACAACGAUUAGACAGUCGUUGCUUGAUCUUACGCUAAAUCUUUUAUACAUUUAAACAAUAUAUACAUAAAAUGUGGUUCUUGUACUUCAAUAAUAAGACACUAUUGAUAUAUUGUUGAUCUAGACUUUGAUACAGUGAUAAUCAUAAUUAUAAUUUUAGAGAACA